ACAUCACCUUCAAACAAACCAGACCCCAGGAAGACGUCAGCCCUCAACCUGCCUGACUGACUCCCCCUUUCCCGUAUAAGAAAAAGCUAACCUGAAGUUUUUCCUUAGGUGUGGAAUUGCUAGAGCUCUGGAGAAGAUGUUGGUCCUAAACUGUUCUACCAAAUUACUGAUACUGGAGAAAAUGUUGAAGAGUCUCUUUCCUCAAUCACUCAAGGUUUAUGGAGCAGUGAUGAACAUAAAUCGUGGAAAUCCCUUUCAAAAGGAAGUGGUAUUGGAUUCAUGGCCACACUUCAAAGCUGUUAUCACUCGGCAGAAGAAAGAGGCUGAGACAGAUGACCUGGACCAUUACACUAAUGCCUAUGCUGUAUUCUACAAGGAUGUCAAGGCUUUCCGAGGGCUGCUGGAAGAAUGUGAUGUUAUCAACUGGGACCAAGUGUUUCAAAUACAAGGGUUGCAGAGUGAGUUAUAUGAUGUUUCCAAAGCUGUUGCCGACUCAAAGCAGUUGGAUGUAAAGCUAACUUCCUUCCAGGCUGUGCGGUUUUCUCCUACUUCAAGUCUGCCAGACACCAGUAUUGUAAAGAGUUCUCCCCCACGACUAACCUACCUGAGUGUUGCCGAGGCUGAUCUGCUCAACCGGACGUGGUCACGAGGUGGCAACGAGCAGUGUCUCCGGUACAUCGCCAGCCUCAUCUCCUGCUUCCCCAGUGUGUGUGUCCGUGACGACAAGGGAAACCCCAUCUCUUGGUCCAUCACAGACCAGUUUGCCACCAUGUGCCACAGCUACACCCUGCCAGAGCAUCGCAGAAAAGGUUAUAGCCGGCUGGUGGCCCUCACCCUGGCCAGGAAGUUGCAAAGCCGGGGGUUCCCCUCUCAGGGCAAUGUCCUUGAUGACAACGUGGCAUCGAUAGGCCUCCUGAAGAGUAUCCAUGCUGAGUUCUUGCCUUGUCGUUUUCAUAGGCUUAUUCUCACCCCUGCAGCUUUCUCUGGUCGAGUUUACCUCUAGCCCAGUGAGACUCUAGGAAUUUUCUUCC
This is a messenger RNA of Rhinolophus ferrumequinum (greater horseshoe bat), 1031 nucleotides long. RefSeq names its product glycine-N-acyltransferase like 3 (gene GLYATL3). Gene Ontology annotation, cellular component: mitochondrion. Gene Ontology annotation, molecular function: glycine N-acyltransferase activity. The record is from RefSeq and is a predicted model, not a curated record. Bases 137 to 1003 code for a protein of 288 amino acids. The transcript is spliced from 6 exons. NCBI's taxonomy places the organism in Eukaryota, Metazoa, Chordata, Mammalia, Chiroptera, Rhinolophidae.